Molecule: messenger RNA, 474 nt
Organism: Rotaria sp. Silwood1
Lineage: Eukaryota; Metazoa; Rotifera; Eurotatoria; Philodinida; Philodinidae
Source: the annotation of a GenBank genome assembly
AUGGUCAACAAGUGCUUGCUAUUCGCACUUUUAUUUACUUUGAUAGUUGGUCGCAUAUCAUGUGAAUCCGUAGUAAAAGGUCGUGUCACAGCUUAUGGUUGGUGUGAUAAUGAUCCGCCGUAUAGGGGAGACACGAGUUCUGGUCAUCAAGCUACAUCAGGCGAUGGUACUUUCAGCAAUCCGAGUACAUGUGCAACCGAUCAAUCUCGUAUUCCGGCUGGUACUAAAAUUUAUAUUUCACAUGUGCAGAAAUACUGUAUUGUUCGAGAUAUAUGUGGUGCAUGCAAAAGGGAUCCUCGUCGUCUUGUUGAUCUCUGGAUUGGACCAAAUCCCAUGAAAAGAGAAAACUGCAGUUUUUUAAGAUAUUGUGAAGAACGGGUUGAUAAUUUAUAUGUUGAUGUUUAUUUAGAUGCGGCUGAUGGUCAUACAGUUAAUAGAAAUCCACUGUUCGAUGGUACACGUUGUAAUUUCUAG